AUGCAUAUCAAGAAAGCCUUAACGUUGAUUGCUGGCGCAGUUACUGCGGCUUCAUGCUGGAGCAAUGAGGUGCCCGCCAAGCGAUCGUAUAUGUAUGUCGGAGGACAGUACAUGUUGAACAGUGCCGGCCAACAUGUCUUCACGGACCAGAUGUACGUGGAGAAGUUGACACCGGCCGAGGGUGCGACCAAGCCCCAUCCGAUUGUCUUUAUCCACGGACAAGCCCAAACCGGCACUAACUGGCUGAACAAGCCUGACGGAGGAGAAGGCUGGGCCUCAUACUACAUUUCUCAAGGAUAUGAAUGCUAUAUCAUUGACCAAACCUUCCGCGGCCGUAGUGCUUGGUUCCCUGGAAAUGGAACACUGAGCACCUACAGCGCCGAGGUCUUGCAGCAGCGCUUCACCGCGGCAAAGCAAUACAACCUCUGGCCGCAGUCGUCCCUGCACACCCAGUGGAAUGGCACAGGUGUCAUGGGAGACGCCAAUUUCGAUACUUACUACGCUUCAACCGUUGAGUUCCUGGCUUCAGCAACCUCCCAGGAGUCGACCGUCCAAGCCGCCGGUGUCGAGCUGCUCGACAUCAUCGGUUCCCCCGCCAUUCUGCUCUCCCACUCCCAGGGCGGAGUUAUGCCCUGGCUCAUUGCCGACGUGCGCCCGGAGCUUGUCCACUCUAUCGUCUCAAUCGAGCCUACUGGCCCUCCCUUCCAGGACGCCAUCUUCAGUAACUCUAGUACACGUCCCUACGGACUUACUGACAUCCCUAUGACUUACUCGCCCGCUAUUGCCCACCCGGGCGAGCUUGUGAAGCACGUUAUCCGCUCCAACUCGUCGAUGUACUCCAACUGCGUGAUCCAGGCCGAUUCUCCCGCACCCAGAAAGCUUGUGAAUCUCGCCAAGGUGCCUGUCCUUGUCAUGACAACUGAGUCAUCCUACCAUGCGCCCUACGACUGGUGCACAGUGCAGUUCCUGAAACAGGCUGGUGUUUCGGUGGAACAUCUCCAGCUGGCAGACAUCGGUAUCCAUGGAAAUGGACACCUGGUGUUUAUGGAGAAGAAUAGCCAGGAAGUUGCCGCUGUCCUGCAGAAGUGGAUGGAGCGGAAGUAA
Penicillium salamii is the source of this 1104-nucleotide messenger RNA. The record is from the annotation of a GenBank genome assembly. Lineage: Eukaryota; Fungi; Ascomycota; Eurotiomycetes; Eurotiales; Aspergillaceae.